AUGGACCAACAGCCCAAUUCGGCAUACACCCGUUUCCCAGAAUCGAGUAGAUUCAGAAGCUCGAAAGCAAACUCCGAGGAUGAUUUUGAGGAUGAUCUCGAAGAUGAUCUCGAGGAUGAUUUACAAUGGCUUGAGCAAGAUUCACACGGAUAUUAUGACCAGUUGGCAUCCGACUCCCAAAGUCGGUAUGAUCUUCUCAACGAUAACAUGGAUGAGUAUCGCCACGACAGCGCUCCAAGAUCACAAUCGCCUGGGCGAGGAUCCGCCUACAGUACACAUACCGCCUCACGCUCUCGUCCGCAAUCGCGUCAGCGUGAUCCAACCAUACGCAUCAAUCUUCCACCUUUACCGUUCUUCCCUCGAGUCUUUCGUGCUCUGGAGGCAAUAUUUACUUCGGACUGGGCUGUACCUCUGCUUCUCACUGCACUGACUCUCUGGAUAUGGGAGGUUCCUAGCGCGGCGCUGUUCUGGAAUCCCGCUGCUGGUCUGCCAUCACUCUCCGAUAAUUUGACCGGCCCCGUCAAAGGCAUCCCUGGAAGCCUUGGGGCGGGUUUGAAGCACCAGAUGUGCAAAAUAUCUGGCAUGUCAACCCUGCUGCAUUGCCCUCGACCAGAGAAACAAACCAAAGCGAAGCCAAAAAGGUGGAAACCAAGGAAAGAAAAACCUGUGUAUCCAAACAAAUGGACCCAGGUAUACUUCUCCAUAAAUGACCAGCGCCGCGACAUGGUUUCCUCUGGCAUUGACCUUGAGUAUGAGACCGGCAGGGGAGUCAUGAAUCACAUGUCACGCCUAUGGGCCAACUUGGAUCAACAAAACGUCUACUACAAAUUAUACGACGCAUCGAUGCAGCGACAAUGUAAAGCACGACUGUCAGCAUACAACAAGCUUCCAGCGCAAAUCCGGUUCGGCUUCUUAUAUGGAAGUGAUUGGGAAGAGUUCAUGUAUGACCUCCAGUACAGCUAUACAGACGCGAUUGAAAGAUUUACCCAGAUCUCCGCUUCCUUCGUGGGUGUCAGGGAAAAGACAGAUGAGCUCCUCAAAGCCGUUCGACAAAUGUUGGCUACAGGGCGGCGUAAGCAUGUCCCCAAACGAUCAAGUUUGUCUAGCGAUAUGAAGAAUUUGUUCCGCCAUCCGGAGGAGAGGCAAGAAGAAGAUGAUGACGAAGUGGAUGUUGAAGACCACGACUGGGUGGUGAAUCUGGAAGAAAUGCAAUCUUUGCUUGUAGAACUCCAGAGAACACACAAUUACGUCCUCGAAAAGAUGGUCGAGAUGAAGCUUCACAUCAGCACCAACAUCGAGUUGUCAAAACAGGAAGCUGCUACGGGCAAGAGACCGGCAUUCUUGGAGCCAAUCAUGGCAAGUUUACGGAAGGAAGUCAAGGGAUCAGGAUAUCCAAGGCUUCCAACAUUGACUGAUGUACCACGAACGGGUGAUUGA
Aureobasidium pullulans EXF-150 is the source of this 1437-nucleotide messenger RNA. RefSeq lists its product as uncharacterized. Lineage: Eukaryota; Fungi; Ascomycota; Dothideomycetes; Dothideales; Saccotheciaceae. The record is from RefSeq and is a predicted model, not a curated record. The coding region runs from base 1 to 1437 and encodes 478 amino acids. The transcript has a single exon.